Molecule: messenger RNA, 264 nt
Organism: Soboliphyme baturini
Lineage: Eukaryota; Metazoa; Nematoda; Enoplea; Dioctophymatida; Soboliphymatidae
Source: the annotation of a GenBank genome assembly
AUGGCGGUGGUGAAAAAUAUGAAAUGGUUUAACCGACGUGUCGAGUCGUCGAGUUCUCGAGGCUUCAUCGCAGCCUCUCGGCUGUUACAUCGAGUACCAUAUUUUCCCUGUGGACGACACGACACGCAAACUGGGAGCCUCAACUCUAACGUCGUGACGACCGCUCAAGACGACGUCGGACCACCUCCGCUAACCCUCGCCGUCGUCCUCGUCGUCGUCGGUGAUUACGUGGUCGCUGGAAGAACAGAGUCAUUGACUCGGUGA